AGCCACGGCCAAGUGUAACCCAGAUCCUACUUUAUUUCAAUCAUCUCGCACAAUCGAGGUUUCAGGACUUUAUUGUCUCUAUAGCACACCAAAUUCGGACUUGGCUUUCACCUCUAGACCCCACUGUGACAUUCCCCGACGUUACUGAUGCACACAAUGACUGCGUCCAAGAACGUGUACGACGUGAUCGUCGUUGGUGCUGGCCUUAGUGGUCUACAAGCAGCCCAAGUAAUCCAGGCUGCGGGGUUCACCGUCUGUGUUCUCGAGGCCACUAAUCGGGUCGGUGGUAAAACCCUGACUGUCAAAUCCUCCGAGAAGGGAUACAAUGAUCUCGGUGCGGCGUGGAUCAACGACACGAACCAGAGUGAGAUGUUCAAGCUCUUCCAAAAGUACGGCUUGGAUACCGAGGUUCAAUAUGCUUCUGGAGACACGAUUUUCCAUCUUGCUGAUGGUUCGUUGGACAAGGUACCCUAUGGACAGAUCUCAGGAGAUCCAGAAUUGUUUUUGGAGCUUGUAGGAAUUCUGAGAACCGAAUCCUCGAGCGUAGAUCUGGACGAUCCCCUUAAAUCGCACAAUUCUGUCGAAAUCGACCAAUUGACGUUCAAAGACCUUUGUGUUCAGAGAACGCACAAUGAACAGGCGCGCAGAAUCGCUGAUCUGAUUUCCACUGCGUUACUUGGGGUCGACAGUAAUGAAGUUAGUGCUCUGUAUAUGCUGCAUUAUUUCAAGAGUGGUUGCGGCAUCGACAAUCUUUUGUCGGACGGGAAAGAUGGGGGCCAAUACUUGAGGAAUCGACAGGGUAACCAAACAAUUUCGAAGAAACUGGCAGAGGAGCUUGGAUCAAGAUCCGUCUUCCUAUCAAAGCCGGUUGCCUCAGUUGAUCAAUUAGGAGGCUGCCAUGGCGUUGUUGCCGUCACGCAAUCUGGAGAGUCUUUCUACGGUCGGAAGGCCAUAAUUUCCGUUCCCACCACCCUUUACCCUAGCAUCACCUUCAGCCCUCCAUUGCCCGCGAAGAAAACAGCCCUCAGUGACAACACUGUCAUGGGCUACUAUAGCAAGACUGUGUUUGUCUUCAAAGAUCCUUGGUGGCGAACUGCCGGGCUAUCAGGCAUCAUCGAUUCGGAAGUCGGCCCGAUCAGCUUCACAAGGGAUACCAGUAUACCGGCAGAUGACCAAUGGUCUAUAACCUGUUUUAUCGUCGGAGAAAGAGGAAGACAAUGGUCGAAGUUAUCCAAAGCCGCUCGUCACAAGCAAGCCUGGGAGCAGUUCAGCCAUACUUUUGGCAAGUAUGUAAAGGGUAUCCCUGAGCCGACAAAUUCGCUGGAAAUGGAGUGGGCUAAGCAGGCCUAUUUCUUGGGAGCCCCUUGCCCUGUCAUGACACCCGGAAUAUUGACGACGGUGGGUACCGAGCUCACAACCCCCUUUGGAGAUGUUCACUUUGUGGGCACUGAGACGGCAACUGUGUGGCGAGGGUAUAUGGAAGGUGCCAUGAGAUCUGGACAGCGAGGAGGUGCCGAAGUUGUCAAAAAGCUUGCGGAUGAGCUGUCCACCAGGUAGAAAGCCAUUGAGAACAGGUCUAAAGGCAUGGUAGAAGGGACCGAUGUGUAUCCUCCCUUUGUUUUCUGAAUAUUUGAAGAUAUAUAUGUGUGUCUCUUGCUGGGACAUAGCGAGGGCCUAGGACAUUGCCACUGAACAGUCUUCUGAUACUCUCCAAGUAAUAACCUCUAUGUAGAUAGUUAAACACACGAUCCACAAAAGAAGCGAAAG
Molecule: messenger RNA, 1767 nt
Organism: Penicillium brasilianum
Lineage: Eukaryota; Fungi; Ascomycota; Eurotiomycetes; Eurotiales; Aspergillaceae
Source: the annotation of a GenBank genome assembly